CCUCCAAUGGCUGCCACGGCCGGCGCGCUGCAGCCGGCGCACCGUGCUGAUCCGAUGGCAGGAGCCAGGUGCUUAUCCUGGUCUCCCAUGGGGUGCAGGGCCCAAGCACUUGGGCCAUCCUCCACUGCACUCCCUGGCCACAGCAGAGAGCUGGCCAGGAAGAGGGGCAACCGGGACAGAAUCCGGUGCCCUGACCCGGACUAGAACCCGGUGUGCCGGCGCCGCAAGGCGGAGGAUUAGCCUAGAGUCAUUUUUCUUUUAAUGGGUUGAUGUGGUUGAACUAGGGUCUUGGAGCUCAGUGAUGCAUUCUUGGAUGAUUUGCCUUCAUACAUCAGGAAGGGUCCUGUUGGCUACUCCUGAGAGAUGUUAUCAUUACACCCACAGUCAACUUUCAAGGUAUCCAGGCUAACACACAGGGGUUGCACUUCUCAGGGCGUUUUUAUUGUAAGCAACUAAUAGAAAAGGAAAAUAUUUACUUUUAAAUCUUAAUUUGUUGACUUUGAUUCUACCUCCAAUUUGUAUUUAUUUCUCAUACCUGUGUAAUUUUUUAGCUAUGCAUAAUCAUUGUGUUUUAUUUUUGUGAGGGGGCGGAAUCUGGACUGAAUGACUAUAUUUCCAUGAAAUGUCACUAAUAAUUUCAAAUCCAUGAAAUGCAAAAUGGAGCCUGCGGUUUCUCAUUAAAUGGCAUUGUGUGUAGCAAAUGUUGCUUAGAGUCUCAUUUUGUUUAAUAUGAGUGUAUGAUUUCUGUACAUAGUGUUGGUUUUAGAAGGUAAAUGUGUGCUCUGAGAGUCCCUUUGCUUAAAAUGAUAGUAUUCUUAUUAAUGUAGCGGCAUACACAGGUGCACAGCUGUGCGAUUUUAGAGCUCUGUAUUCCACUCCCGUAAACCAGCCACUUCCAAAACCCCUGCUUAAUCAGACUGACCGCGGACAAUGCAUGAUGAUUUUCACAACUAGCGCCACUACACCAAUUUUCCUGCAGCACUUACCAGUUCUCCCUUUCCCUCCUAAUCCCCCUCCACCUUUCCCUCCUGAGAGGACCUGGCAACGUUCAAAUAGGAGAAUUUAGAAAAAAAAAUGAUAUAUUUGUUGCCAGCACAACAGAUAAGCAAGCAGAGAGCCUUUCAGCUGGAGCGUUUUUAGGUCUCACUGCCUUUAAUAAUGAGUAUGGUCAUUGUUUCAGCUUUGGUACAUGUGUGUGCCCCCAGCUGCCCUCUCUCCUCUGAUCAAGGCCAUUCCUGAAUACGAGGACAGCUCAGCCUGGUAAAAUAACCGACGCAAGACUCAUGAGAGUCUGCAGGCUUUCCUUCUAAUGAGCACAAGGCAACCACGUGAAACGACAAGGUGGAGGUGUCAGAACAUACAAGAUGCAGGAGUUCACCCACGAAUCUAUUUCAUACCAUCCUCACCUUAACAGCCCUAUGCACCCAUGGCCCAGGAAAGAAAGGAGUGAACGAGUUGAUGUAAGAAAGAUUAACCUUUUUGCUUCCAAGAAUGCCCUUUUGCCUGAAUUCAAAGCACAGGCCCUCGAUUGCACUUCAUUGUGGAUGGAGCAGUGAGAAUCAUCAGGGGGAGCGUUUAAGCACUAACAACAUAAUAAGCAUUCGGGUAACUGAACAUGGCUGUGCGGCCGGGCCGUGUCUCAGAGACCCAGUGGGCUAGACCGAGGAAGCAGGAGAAGGGCACAGCGUGCUGACAAGGACCUGAGGCCGCCUCUCCCAGAAGACACACAGUUGUGGCAAAGAGCAGAAAACGAAGAAAGAGACAAGGAAUGAGGAGAAAGUUUGACGCGUCCUGUUUUCCUCGAAAGUCACCUGGAGUCUCCACCCACCCGGUGUGGGUAACCUGCUGCUCAAGGUGGGGUGAGGUUGGUCCCCAGGCCUGGGAGACGGGGGUGUGGUGGCUGCAGGUUGCUUCCCAGCUGCGCAGCCACAGCCUCAGGCGUGGGCCGAGCGCCCCUCGGGGAAGGCGGCGGCCGCGGAGUGUAGAGCAAUUUAGGGGCGCAAAAGCAAGCCGUCUCCGGCACAGGUGGCGCUAGCAGCCCCAACCCACAGUGUAGCCAAUCGCGGGCGCAAGCGCAGCCUGGUGGCGGCGGCGGUAAGGUAGCGCAGGGCUCUUGGAGGAGGCAGCCGAGGCAAAGGCGGCGCCAACCGAGAGCUGCGCUCAGGCUGGAGGGAAACCUACGGCCCGGAGCGAGCCGCAGAGCUUCCCGGCCGAACGAAGCGAACUUAGCAUGGGCAAGAAGUGGAGGGAUGCGGCGGAAGUGGAGCGGGGCUGCUCGGACCGCGAGGACAGCGCGGAGAGCCGCAGGCGCAGCCGCAGCGCCAGCCGGGGCAGGUUUGCCGAAUCGUGGAAAAGGUUAAGUUCCAAGCAGGGGUCCACCAAGCGCUCAGGACUCCCGUCGCAGCAGACGCCGGCUCAGAAAUCCUGGAUAGAAAGAGCAUUUUAUAAAAGAGAAUGUGUUCACAUCAUACCCAGCACCAAAGACCCCCAUAGGUGUUGCUGUGGACGUCUGAUCGGCCAGCAUGUCGGCCUCACACCCAGUAUCUCCGUGCUUCAGAAUGAGAAAAAUGAAAGUCGCCUGUCCCGAAAUGAUAUCCAGUCUGAGAAGUGGUCCAUCAGCAAACACACCCAACUCAGCCCAACGGAUGCUUUUGGGACCAUUGAGUUCCAAGGAGGAGGUCAUUCCAACAAAGCCAUGUAUGUGCGAGUAUCUUUUGAUACGAAACCUGAUCUCCUCCUACACCUGAUGACCAAGGAAUGGCAACUGGAGCUUCCCAAGCUUCUCAUCUCUGUCCAUGGGGGCCUGCAGAACUUUGAACUCCAGCCAAAGCUCAAGCAAGUCUUUGGAAAAGGGCUCAUCAAAGCAGCCAUGACAACAGGCGCAUGGAUAUUCACUGGAGGGGUAAACACAGGUGUCAUCCGUCAUGUUGGAGAUGCCUUGAAGGACCAUGCAUCUAAGUCAAGAGGGAAGAUUUGCACCAUAGGCAUUGCUCCCUGGGGAAUCGUGGAGAACCAGGAGGACCUGAUUGGAAGAGAUGUUGUACGACCAUAUCAGACCAUGUCCAAUCCCAUGAGCAAGCUCACUGUUCUCAACAGCAUGCAUUCCCAUUUCAUUCUGGCUGACAACGGUACCACUGGCAAAUAUGGAGCAGAAGUGAAACUUCGGAGGCAACUAGAAAAGCAUAUUUCACUCCAGAAGAUAAACACAAGAUGCCUGCCGUUUUUCUCUCUUGACUCCCGCUUGUUUUAUUCAUUUUGGGGUAGUUGCCAAUUAGACCCAAUUGGAAUCGGUCAAGGCGUUCCAGUGGUGGCACUCAUUGUGGAAGGAGGACCCAAUGUGAUUUCGAUUGUUUUGGAGUACCUUCGAGACACUCCUCCUGUGCCGGUUGUUGUCUGUGAUGGGAGUGGACGGGCAUCUGACAUCCUGGCAUUUGGGCAUAAAUAUUCAGAAGAAGGCGGCCUUAUAAAUGAGUCUUUGAGGGACCAGCUGUUGGUGACUAUACAGAAGACGUUCACCUACACUCGAACCCAAGCCCAGCACCUGUUCAUCAUUCUCAUGGAGUGCAUGAAGAAGAAGGAACUGAUUACGGUAUUUCGGAUGGGAUCAGAAGGACACCAGGACAUUGAUUUAGCUAUCCUGACAGCUUUACUCAAAGGAGCCAAUGCCUCCGCCCCAGACCAACUGAGCUUAGCUUUAGCCUGGAACAGAGUGGACAUCGCCCGCAGCCAGAUCUUUAUUUAUGGGCAACAGUGGCCGGUGGGGUCUCUGGAGCAAGCCAUGUUGGAUGCCCUAGUUCUGGACAGAGUGGAUUUUGUGAAAUUGCUCAUAGAGAAUGGAGUAAGCAUGCAUCGUUUUCUCACCAUCUCCAGACUAGAGGAAUUGUACAAUACGAGACAUGGGCCCUCAAACACAUUGUACCACUUGGUCAGGGAUGUCAAAAAGCGAGAAUAUCCAGGUUUCGGUUGGAUCUAUUUUAAGGGGAACCUGCCUCCUGACUACAGGAUCAGCCUGAUUGACAUCGGCCUGGUAAUCGAGUACCUCAUGGGCGGCGCCUACCGCUGCAACUACACGCGCAAGCGCUUCAGGACCCUCUACCACAAUCUCUUCGGGCCCAAGCGGCCCAAAGCCUUGAAACUGCUGGGAAUGGAGGAUGAUAUUCCCUUGAGGCGAGGAAGAAAGACAACCAAGAAGCGGGAGGAGGAGGUGGACAUUGACUUGGAUGACCCUGAGAUCAACCACUUCCCUUUCCCUUUCCACGAGCUGAUGGUGUGGGCCGUCCUCAUGAAGCGGCAGAAGAUGGCCCUGUUCUUCUGGCAACAUGGCGAGGAGGCCAUGGCCAAAGCCCUCGUGGCCUGUAAGCUCUGCAAAGCCAUGGCUCACGAGGCUUCCGAGAACGACAUGGUGGAUGACAUUUCUCAGGAACUGAAUCACAACUCCAGGGACUUUGGCCAGCUGGCAGUGGAGCUCUUGGAUCAGUCCUACAAGCAGGACGAGCAGCUGGCCAUGAAACUGCUGACGUAUGAGUUAAAGAAUUGGAGCAAUGCCACGUGCCUGCAGCUCGCGGUGGCUGCCAAGCACCGUGACUUCAUUGCCCACACAUGCAGCCAGAUGCUGCUCACCGACAUGUGGAUGGGCCGGCUCCGCAUGCGCAAGAACUCGGGCCUCAAGGUAAUUCUGGGAAUUCUACUUCCUCCUUCAAUUCUCAGCUUGGAGUUCAAGAACAAAGAUGACAUGCCCUACAUGACUCAGGCUCAGGAAAUCCAUCUCCAAGAGAAGGAGCCAGAAGAACCAGAGAAGCCCACGAAGGAAAAAGACGAAGAGGACAUGGAACUGACAGCAAUGUUGGGACGAAACAAUGGAGAGUCCUCCAGGAAGAAGGAUGAAGAAGAAGUUCAGAGCAGGCACCGCUUAAUUCCCCUGGGCAGAAAAAUUUAUGAAUUCUACAACGCACCUAUCGUGAAGUUCUGGUUCUACACUCUGGCGUACAUCGGCUACCUGAUGCUCUUCAACUACAUCGUGCUAGUGAAGAUGGAGCGCUGGCCUUCCACGCAGGAGUGGAUCGUCAUCUCCUACAUUUUCACCCUGGGCAUCGAGAAGAUGAGAGAGAUCCUGAUGUCCGAGCCAGGGAAGCUGCUACAGAAGGUGAAGGUGUGGCUGCAGGAGUACUGGAACGUCACAGACCUCAUCGCCAUCCUCCUGUUCUCCGUCGGGAUGAUCCUACGUCUGCAAGACCAGCCCUUCAGGAGCGAUGGGAGGGUCAUCUACUGUGUGAACAUCAUCUAUUGGUACAUCCGUUUGCUGGACAUCUUCGGCGUGAACAAGUACCUGGGCCCCUAUGUAAUGAUGAUUGGAAAAAUGAUGAUAGACAUGAUGUACUUUGUCAUCAUUAUGCUGGUGGUACUGAUGAGCUUUGGGGUUGCCAGGCAAGCCAUCCUCUUUCCCAAUGAGGAACCCUCGUGGAAACUGGCCAAGAACAUCUUCUACAUGCCUUACUGGAUGAUUUAUGGGGAAGUGUUUGCAGACCAGAUAGACCCUCCCUGCGGACAGAAUGAGACCCGAGAGGAUGGAAAAAUAAUCCAGCUGCCUCCUUGCAAGACAGGAGCUUGGAUUGUGCCGGCCAUCAUGGCCUGCUACCUCUUGGUGGCAAACAUCCUGCUGGUCAACCUCCUCAUUGCCGUCUUCAACAAUACAUUUUUUGAGGUCAAAUCGAUAUCCAACCAAGUAUGGAAGUUUCAGAGGUAUCAGCUCAUCAUGACGUUCCAUGAAAGGCCAGUUCUGCCACCACCGCUCAUUAUCUUCAGUCACAUGACCAUGAUAUUCCAGCACCUGUGCUGCCGGUGGAGGAAGCAUGAGAGUGACCCAGAUGAGCGGGACUACGGCCUGAAACUAUUCAUAACCGAUGAUGAGCUCAAAAAAGUACAUGAUUUCGAAGAGCAAUGUAUAGAGGAAUAUUUCAGAGAAAAGGAUGAUCGGUUCAACUCAUCCAACGAUGAAAGGAUACGGGUGACUUCAGAAAGGGUGGAGAACAUGUCCAUGCGGCUAGAGGAAGUAAACGAGAGGGAGCACUCCAUGAAGGCUUCGCUGCAGACCGUGGACAUCCGGCUGGCACAGCUCGAGGACCUCAUUGGGCGCAUGGCCACGGCCCUGGAGCGCCUGACAGGUGUGGAGCGGGCCGAGUCCAACAAGAUCCGCUCCAGGACCUCCUCGGACUGCACAGACGCGGCCUACAUUGUCCGCCAGAGCAGCUUCAACAGCCAGGAGGGGAACACCUUCAAGCUCCAAGAGAGCAUCGACCCUGCAGGUGAGGAGACCAUGUCCCCAACUUCUCCCACCUUAAUGCCCCGUAUGCGAAGCCAUUCUUUCUAUUCAGUCAAUGUGAAAGACAAAGGUGGGAUAGAAAAGUUGGAAAGUAUCUUUAAAGAAAGGUCCCUGAGCCUACACCGGGCCACUAGCUCCCACUCUGUAGCUAAAGAAUGCAAAGCUCCCGCAGCCCCUACCAACACCUUGGCCAUUGUUCCUGACUCCAGAAGGCCAUCAUCGUGCAUCGACAUCUACGUCUCUGCCAUGGAUGAGCUCCACGGGGAUGGCGACCCUCUGGACAAUUCCAUGAACAUCCUCGGGUUGGGCGAGCCCAGCUUUGCAACUCUAGCACCUUCCACAGCCCCUUCAAGUAGUGCCUAUGCGACUCUUGCACCCACAGACAGACCUCCGAGCCGGAGCAUUGAUUUCGAGGAUAUCACUUCCAUGGACACUAGAUCAUUUUCCUCCGAUUACACCCACCUCCCAGAAUGCCAAAACCCCUGGGACUCAGACCCUCCAACGUACCACACCAUCGAGCGUUCCAAAAGUAGCCGCUACCUAGCCACCGCGCCCUUUCUUCUGGAAGAGGCUCCCAUUGUGAAAUCACACAGCUUUAUGUUUUCUCCUUCAAGGAGCUAUUAUGCCAACUUUGGGGUGCCUGUGAAAACAGCAGAAUACACCAGUAUUACGGACUGCAUCGACACAAGGUGUGUCAGUGCCCUUCAAGCCACUGCCGACAGAAUUCCCUUCCCAGGGGGCCUUGGAGACAAAGCAGAGGACUUAUCUUGCUGCCAUCCCGAGCGAGAAGCAGAACUGAGUCAUCCCAGCUCUGACAGCGAAGAGAAUGAGGCCAGGGGCCGGAGAGCUGCCGUGGCAAUAUCCUCCCAGGAGGGUGAGAACGCAGACCGAGCCCUGUCCAACAAUAUCACGGUUCCCAAAAUCGAGCGUGCCAACAGCUACUCGGCUGAGGAGCCAAGCGCACCAUAUGCACACACCAGGAAGAGCUUCUCCAUCAGUGACAAGCUGGACAGGCAGCGGCAAGCGGCAAGCCUGAGAAACCCCUUCCAGAGAAGCAAGUCGUCCAAGCCAGAGGGCCGAGGGGACAGCCUGUCCAUGAGGAGACUGUCCCGAACCUCGGCUUUCCACAGUUUUGAGAGCAAGCACAACUAAGCCUUCUCACCAUGCGUGGCAGGAGGCCUAGAAGCCCAGCCCUCCAAAUUCCCCCCAAACUCCAGCCUUCCCCCUUUCCUUGAUCCACACCCACUUUAUUCUUAGCUGAGCAAAACAAGCAAUGCUUUGGGAAGUGUUAACUCCAAGGUCACUUCUGGGCCACAGAUCAAGAAAGCUGAUCUGAGCCAGGGCCAAACACAGGGGGUUGAAGCAUGUUCACACUUGCUGGGCAGGGAGGGGAAGAAGGGGCGAAGAAGGGUUGGAGAUGGAUGUGUAUCACCAGUCACUGCAGAGCACCACAAGAUCUGGGCAACUAAGGGGCUUCGCGCAUUCUCCGUGCCAGGAGGCAUCUUUUGAUUUCUGCCCAUUACCAAGAGUUUUAGGAUGCAGGGCUAGAAUGCAAAAUAAGAUAAAAUAGCCAGCAGACAAGAUGAGAUAUUCUAAACUUCAAUUCUGUUUUCUUUUCGCAUUGGCUCCAUCACUGGUGACUGAUGAAGAGCAUCCUUUUUAUUCAGUAUAAGGCGGCAGCAAGCAGUUCUACCUAACGUCCCACAUCCUUCUCAUGCCAACACCUCUGUAAUUGGUCAUUAUAAAGAAAAACAAGGUAACAGUCAUAGUUCACCUGUCUCUUCUAUAUUCACUUCUGGUGCCACAACUGUUUAUCUCUUUUGAAGAAAAUAAGGGAACAGAAAUGCCUUUUUGUAUUGCAAUCAAAAUCAAAGAAGAGUUCAUGUUAACAAAAGUCAUGUGAUUUAUUCUAUCCAGUGGGCAUUCAGGUAGAAUCGAGCAAGCUCAGGAUGAAUGUAAUCAAAUAAUUUUAUAUUUUUUAAUUUAUUUUGUAUCUCACCUGUCAUCAGCGAAUCCACUCAUUGAAUAUGUAAUACUGAACUUAAAAAAAGAAAAAACAAUGGCUGAACUAACCUAAAAUUGCCCUAAGGGACCUUGUUAUUCUCUCUCCACUCAUAUCAUGUGUGAUGCUGCUGUGUGGCCUUCAUCAUUUGCAUGACUCCACCCUGUCCUCGGAAUGCCUGCAAGAUGUAACUGCCAGUUUUUCACUCCACUCGCCAUCACGUGACCGUUUUGUGUAUGAGUCCAUGACCAUGUGUGGAUAUUUUCCUACCUAGGGUUUUGCCAUCUAAUCUGAGCUCAGCAUAAAAUGAAUUGGAGUUUUUCAAGGGCUGGUAUCUUUUCUAUGGAAACGUUCCAAAGUACUUUUUAGGGAAGUUUCAAAACCAUAAAUAACUUUAGAAUUGACUGGGAGUUUGAUAUCAACCCAAAGCCAUCAGUUGCAGGCAUACCAUGACUAUUUUUCUUACAUACAGAGCUAUGAGACAAGAGGCAGUAGACCAAAAUAGAAAGCAAAGAAACCAUAUGAAGAGUUGUAUAGUGUAUGCUGCUUAUAUACGUAUAUACGCAUUGACACAGAGACACGUGCUUAUAUAUAGUAUAUAAACAGACAUAUUCGUGAGGCCUAGACUUUCCUAUCACCUUGAGGUAUAAACAAGAUAUUUUAAUACCCAAGAAGUUCUAUUGAAAGAGCCCAUUCUAUGAAAGUGUGAUUUUGUAAAAUCUCUACGACCUUAAUUUUCCUUGCACCAGACUAGAAUUACCACCUGCCCUCUACCUCUUUUCGCCCAAAAGCACUCGCUGUCAUGACAUCUCACUCAUUCUGAGUUCUCCUGCACAAAGCUGUUACAGGGUACGGUCUGCCCAGACUCGCAGGUAGAACCCCAUUGGAACCGCAGAUUCUAGACCACAGGCAGAGGCUUCGAGAGCAAAGUCGCGGUUUGAAGCGGGCUAAACGAAUCUUGACCCCCAAAUCUUCAGAUUCCCGUUUGGAUUGUUGCCUUUUAAAAAGGAAAAUGCCUGCAUGUUCCUAGCCCAAGAUACUACUUGAUUGUUUUCUUCUUUAGUUGCAGUUGUAAACACCAAGUUAUUUGUAAAAUCAAAUAAAUGCAUGGACAAAACCCCUUGCCUUUAAAUAUUAAAAAAAAAAAAACCCUCUGAUAAAGCUUUUCAGGUACAGAAAGAGUGACAGGGUCACAUAUGCAAAGGACUAAAGCACUUUUUUACUCCUUGGUGUUCAGGUGACUCAGCAACAAACACCCAGACUCCUUCAUCUAUUAUUGCUCUAGGAAAACUCACUAGGCCCCACAUUGGCUGUUUCCCUCCAAGCCAACCUGCAUUCAGUCUGAGAAUCAAUCAGGUGUCCUUACAUUUCCUUGAUAGGUGAAUCCGUACGAGAACCUGAUGGAAACUCUAGGCCCAGAGCAAAACUGUACAUGCAUGCCAAGUUGCAGUAUAACUUUAAGUGGGUACAUCUCAUGAGCCCUGGUCCCAUACUGAUUGAUAAUGAGGAGAAGAAACCAUGUCUGUUCCUAAUCAAUACAGCUGUAAGAGGCACUUUAUAUUUUAAGACCAUUUCUCUGUGAUUCUCAGGAAGGCCAAGUCUAGCACCAGAGUCGGAAGCAAGGUUGUGCUGCUGCUUCUGUUCCUUAGAUCGGACUUCACGACUCCCACGUCCCUAUGUCUUAACAGUGUGAUGAUUUUUCCGUAGUGAGCACACUCACAAAGUGCAAGGCUCUCUGAGGGAGUCAGAGAUGAACCUAAGCAGGAGGUGAACAGUUUUUCCCUGAGCACAGGACAGGAUGGCAAGUACCUCCAGGGCCUCAUUCUGGACCAGCUUGCAAGUGGGGAAAAGAAAUUUUGAGCACAAGUGUUUCUAUCGUCAGGAGUUCUGGGUAGAAAAGAACAGAACCUAGAAAACUGAAUGUGUCACAGUCCCGGCCUCGUUGCUACCUGCUUCUUCCAUUGCGCAUGAAACUUAAAAGUGCUAACAUCUUUUGUGAAGUGUGUGAAAUAUGUAAGCCAAAUUUCAAUGACUUGAGACACAAACUAUGUAACUUUCAUGAGCCUUUCCCUUCCCGUGCACAUACAUAUGUGUUAUUUUCCAAUUCCAUCUCUCUCCACGUCUGGGUUCUCUGCACACCGACGUAGCAUUGAUGUCGUGGCCUUGUACGGUCAGCUUGUGCUUAGCCCAUUUAUUCCACCGUGUCCCUGAUGGAGGGGAUGUUAAUUACUUGUCUCUGUGAAUUAAGCAGCUCGUGAGCAGCAAAUUAUUGAUGACCGUAAAUCAAGUCACAGAGAGCUCAAGGAAGUAAUAUAGCUUCAGUUUAAUCAUCUGCUUCAAAGGUGCCAAUUUUUAUAUACUGUUCUGUGUUAUGAAUUGUUCUAAGUUGCUUGUUCCUUUAGAGAAAAAUAUUCAGAAUGUCUUAUGAAAAUGAUCAUGCAGGUUUCCUGAUUAACCCACAUACUUUAUAUUUAUAGCUAGAACCCCCCCCCCCUCCCCGAUGGAAUUGAAUGAGAAGCUGGAAAGCUUGGGCGUAAUCACUGUGGCUAGCCUAUGUAUUUCUUCUGCAAGCCACGAGGUGUGUUAGCAGUCAGAAUGCAGCACUUUACAGAACUGGAUUUUUAAGUCUACAUUUCCAUAUAGGCUAUUACUUAGCACUUUGAAAGUUGCCCUUUGAAAUAUAUAUAUAUAUAUAAACAAUUAAAUGGGGAAAAUGUAUCAUGAAGACACAGAUAUGUUUCUUCCGAAUGUUUCAAAUGUCUUCUGAGAUAGAGUUGCUAUGGAUGAUAUUAUGGUAGAUAACUGGAUAGUACAUUUUUGCUACUUUCUGAGCCUCUGCAGUCUAACCUUCCUGAAUGUUUGGACUGUUUCACUUCUUCAAGUAAAUAUUAUCCAGUCAUCCAUCAUGCUCUCUCUAUAGGCUACCCCACUCUACGUGUUGGGCAAUGCUGUAUUAUAAAACACAUGUAAACAUAUAUGUAACCUGUGUUGGACCCAGCGUAGCUGUAGCAUGUGGUUGUAUUAAUGAACGUUACAGGACAGCUUUAUAAUCAUUUAUAACUCUGUAACAUUCAAUAAAGAAACACAUGUUGCAAGGAUUAAUUAUGUUCCCAUUUCCAUGUUAUUUAGCAUCCUCGUGAAAUGAGCAUAUUUUGUUCCUGCUCUGCUUUGUGUUCCUCACAUCCCUGUAGACCACUGUACAGUAUGUGUAUGUGCUGAUGUACAUCCUCCACCACGUCCUGCAAGCCGUGGUAGGCAAGUUGUGACUUUGCGAGAGACGAACUGGCAUGUUACGCAGAAGACUAAAUAACAAAUGAACUUAAUAUUUCAAACUCCAGUUCAAUUAGCUGUUUGUUUACAUCUGCUGACCCAAUGUGGAAGCAGUGUACAGUAUUUUAUAAAUAUGUUCAUUCAGUAACACUGUUGUUUCUAGAUAAAAUGAUGCUAGUGUGUAGGUGGUUCUGUAAUUGGCCCAGAUAUUGCAUUAUAACUCACUAUUCUAUAAUAAUAACCAUGUGACUUAAAUGAAGUAAUCCCUCUCCAAACCCGGUCUUAAUUUUGUGUCAGCAAGAUGCAUGCACUGCUUUAUGCAUUUCUUUUGACUUUUCUAAUGCACUUAACAUGUUACUAUAGCCUGCUGUAGCAUUUAAACCAUUUAGGAACUUACUCAAUUGGUUGGGCUUCUUAUAUUCAGUUUUUAAACAGUAAAAACAAAAAAGUAACAAAGGGAUUUUUUAAUCUUCUUUUUAGGCUCUGAACAAAUAAUAUGAAAUAAAAUAUUAACCACAGGUUAUAUAGCGAUGGGACACAGAGAUGGCAAGCCAAUACUACUUGGGUCUACCAAUGUCUAGGUGUCAAUGCAUCUGUGAUAUAUGAAAGACAUUUUGCUGAUUCUUUAGGGGUUCUGGAUGCAAAUUACUAAUCCAGAGAUGAGAGUGGAAAGGACAUUCAUGACAGUGCACAAGUACACAGAUCACUGUCGAUGAGUGAUUCUGAGGUACAACAUGUACCUGGAUGAGCUUGGCUCCCUGGUGCAAGACAGGUGUUUGGGGAUGUUAUUGAGACUGGGUGACUCUAAGGAGUUUAGUUGUAGUUUCGUUUUUACAAGCCAUUCAACUUCUGGAGAAAGGGAGGUAGCAGUUUGUGCAGACAUGUCAAUGACCGCUCCUAAAAUGAGUAGAGACACUCUCAGCCUGCAUUGACCUAAACUUGUUGCUUUUCCAUACAAGUCAACUGCCUGUCUCACAGAUUGGAGCCAACCAAAGAAGGGGUUGAUUCUGAUUUCAUAAAAACCAGGUGUUUUUUCUUUUCUUUUUGAAAUUCAUUUCAGAAAGUCCUUGAGUUACAUUUCUUUGAUGAUUUCCUUGUACUUAGUACUGCUAAAGAAGUCAAGAUGUGGCCAUUUCUACACAUCGUCAAAGAGAGGAUUGCGAUGACUAGGGAAUCCAGAUGGCAUUAACAGUGAGGUGAAUGUUCCUUUCCCUGACUUUCCUAGUCCACUGGCCACCCUAAACCUAUAGACUAUUGUGUAUUUGCACACUGAUUGUGUACCAGGAAGGGAAAAAGAUACGUGCAUGGCUGUGAGUGCAUAGGUUUCCUGAAGAGCAUUGAUGCCAACCAUGAGCCAGGCCUUCCUCUGAAGGCAAGCUGCUGAGAACUAUGGGACACAGUGGGGAAUUCUGCUUCAAGCCUACAAGUGCAACCUUCAUAACCCCUUUCUACUUUCUUCCUAUCAAUCAAAUUCUAGCUGCUUUUUUUGCCAGGCCAACACAUCCUUGCUUCCAUUAUCUCAGUACCUUGUGGACCCUGGCACAGUGAGCAGAAACAGCAGCUAGUUGAAGAAAGCCAAGCCUACAGACUUGGUCCCAGGCCUAAUCUUCCCACUAACUGACCCUCUCCUAACUUGGCUGGUGUUUGCAUGCACCUCAUCCAAUUCUUUGCCUAUCUGAAUCUCUCCAUCUUCAUCACCAGCUCUCUGUGUCUACAUUCAGUGGUUGCAAACAGAAUCCAGGGGCCAGAUCCAGAGCCCAAGGUGGAAACCGGCCUGGUGCAAGCCAACAGAAGUGGGGUUUACAGGGCAUGCGAGAGAACACAUCCCACCACAAAGACAUUCAAAUUCAGGCUUCAAAGACUAUGUUAGCCAAACAAAUGAAUCUGCCAGCAACAUUCAGUCCCAAAGGCAAACGUUCAGGACUCUGAUUCGCAGCCAAGUAGGAUCAGAUUCUUGAUUUGGGAUAGAGAGCAUCCACACGAAAUACACUGAGAACUGCAAGGGAGGGAGAGGAACGCCCCCCACUCAGGCCUAUGCUUGUUCUCUUGAAUUAUACACGUGUGCACAUUUGUUAGCCAUGUUGUUCUGGACCCAGACGCAGCACCUUUGUAAGGGAGAUUCAGAAGAAGAGAAUCAGAGCAUUGUACGAAGACUGUCCUGCUUCCUGUCACUACAGCAUCUGACCUGAGUUCAUAUUGCUGCUACCACUGUGUCACACAGUCCAUGCAGUAAACUGUACUCAUAAUCAUUUCAUAAGAUAGGACUUAGAUGCUUGUUUGUAAAUCUUCUAACCAUAGUUUAUAAUGGGGGAAAUUAUUCAGAUAACAUUUUUAAACAAAUUCUAUAAAUAUAAUGAUUUUCAAAUUGGGUUUGCUAAAUAUAUAUACAUCUUUUCCUUCUUUGUGUAUGGAUAGACAGCGGUUGGCAUAUCUAUCGACACUAUAAAUAUAUAUAAAUCCUUAGAGGAAUUGUUCAUUUUUAAAAGUCUAUUAUUGGAUUCACAAUGCACUUUGAGCACGUUUGUUUAGAUAUAUAAUUCGAAGCAGACGUUGGCAGAUACCACGGGAAAAACUUUCUGAAAUUUCUGUAACAAAUGUUUUGCAAUAAAAAAAAAAAACUCAGUAGUUUAAAA
Oryctolagus cuniculus (rabbit) is the source of this 14224-nucleotide messenger RNA. RefSeq names its product transient receptor potential cation channel subfamily M member 3 (gene TRPM3). Gene Ontology annotation, cellular component: plasma membrane. Lineage: Eukaryota; Metazoa; Chordata; Mammalia; Lagomorpha; Leporidae. Gene Ontology annotation, molecular function: monoatomic cation channel activity. Gene Ontology annotation, biological process: metal ion transport; protein tetramerization; monoatomic cation transmembrane transport. The record is from RefSeq and is a predicted model, not a curated record.